AAAACUUCUCCCUGGGAUCUCGAUGGUACUCCCGACGGCGCCACCACCGCCACCGCCUCCCCGCGACCCCUCCUCCUAGCCGCCACCAGCCCGCCGCCGCGGCGCAGCCAGCCGGCCGAAGCCUCCGCUGCCCCGCCGCCCAGCAGCGCCUCCCUCCGUCGAGCAGCCGCUCCCACCAGCAGCGUGGAGCAGCCGCUAACGUCCAACAACGCCGCCGCCCGGAACUACGCCGGCGACCAGUCUAUAGGCAGUGCAUGUUCAAGCUUCGGAACCUGAAGUUGGAACAGCUCCGGCAUCAACAUUGUCAGUUUUAGGGGCUUGGAGCUGCUUCGGCAUCCACAGUAGAGCAAACAAGAAGGGAUUGUCCAGUACCCCCAAGCCGCUGUGGCAGCAGCAGCGCUGAGGUGAGGAAGGCGGUUAUAAGCAUGGAGCCCAAAGAGAAGCCCGAGACGACCAGCGCUGCCAUCCCACCUCCACCGCGGCUGGACUGCAUAAAGUGCUUCGAUGCACUAUGGUUCUGCUAUACCCCGCUCCACCAGCUGCAGAACUACUACCGCCACGGGGAUUUUGACACCUGCUUCGGCAAGUGGGGCGAUCUCGUUGACUGUCUCUCGCUCAAGACGAAGCGGCGGGCUGAGAUAGAGGAGAUCCUCAUAGCGCGGGAGAAGGCCAAGCCACACAUCUGGACCUUCCGGACUGUUGAAGAGGCGCAGGCGAACUGGUGGAAGAUGUACAAGCACAAGGUGGUGAUGUCGUCACCGCCGCCGAAGACUGCAGGUUCUGCUGUGCCUCCUCCUGGAUCCGGUGUUCUUUCCUGAUAAUUGGAAGUCAGGGGAGCCUACAGAAGCGUCGAUUGCGCUUUUGGUGCGCUGUGCUUAGACCGUUGGUCUUUGCUCAAACUUGAAUGUACCCUGGCAGGGUAAAUAAUUGGAACCUUGGAUGGAAUGGUACCUUAAUCCUGUUCUGUAAAUCAUGGCAGGCAACUGAACCGAGAUGUUCUGGUGGUUCUUUUGCUAUUUUUUGCACAAGCUAUGAUGUUAGCUUUUUUGCUUAGUUGGUUAUCAGGCAUAAAUGUUUUGGCUUGUGCUGUAGUGUGUUCUCAUCAAUUUCUGAACGCAGACUAGUUAAUUUCAAUUCAAAUGUGGUCAAUAA
Hordeum vulgare subsp. vulgare (domesticated barley) is the source of this 1152-nucleotide messenger RNA. RefSeq lists its product as uncharacterized. The transcript is spliced from 4 exons. Lineage: Eukaryota; Viridiplantae; Streptophyta; Magnoliopsida; Poales; Poaceae. The record is from RefSeq and is a predicted model, not a curated record. The coding region runs from base 426 to 818 and encodes 130 amino acids.